Messenger RNA from Fonsecaea nubica, 612 nucleotides. RefSeq lists its product as hypothetical. The coding region runs from base 1 to 612 and encodes 203 amino acids. Gene Ontology annotation, biological process: cellular response to oxidative stress. NCBI's taxonomy places the organism in Eukaryota, Fungi, Ascomycota, Eurotiomycetes, Chaetothyriales, Herpotrichiellaceae. The transcript has 2 exons. The record is from RefSeq and is a predicted model, not a curated record.
AUGUCGUCGGAAUCGUUUUUAGAAGCUGUCAAAUCUCGCCGGUCUUACUAUGCUUUGACGAGUGAGUCUCCGAUUCCUGACUCCAAGAUCCACGAGAUUGUCAACACAACCAUCACAAAUGUACCGAGCUCUUUCAACUCGCAGUCAACCCGCGUGGUUGUCCUGCUGAACGAGGAGCACAAGAAACUGUGGGGUGAUAUUGUGAUCCCCGUCGUCAAGUCGGUUGCUCCCGCCGAUGCGUGGCCUGCCUCGGAGAAGAAACUUGAGGGAUUCAAGGCGGGCUAUGGCACCAUCUUGUUCUACGAGGAGCCCAAGGAUGUCGCCAAGCUCCAGGAAGCUUUCCCUCUCUAUGCCGACAAAUUCCCUCAAUGGAGUGAACACACCAAUGCCAUCCACCAAUUUGUUUUGUGGACCGCUUUGGAGAAGGAAGGCUUUGGCGCAAACCUACAACAUUAUAACCCCUUGAUCGACGAAAAGAUUGCGGCAACAUGGAACGUGCCCAACAAUUGGAGCUUAAAAGCACAGCUGGUCUUUGGCAAGCCCGCUGGCGAGCCUUACCCGAAGACAUUCAAGCCGCUCGAAGAACGGGUGUUUGUCCACGGCGCCAAGUAA